GAUGCUGGGAACCAGAAGCCUCAUUCCCACUGGAGAUGCUCAGAGAGGAACCAUGAGCUCAGAAAAACACCGUAUUGUUCUGUGAUGUCACCCCUAGAAUGUUCUGAGUGUUUUGAUGACCAGCUUAUGCAUAGGACCUAUACCUGGCAUCUCACAUUGCACUCGAGGCCAAAUUUUACAAGAAAGAGGGAUACCAGAUCUGAAAGCCUAGAAAUUCCAAUCAAUGUGGUCCUACCUCAGCGGGGCACCACUGAGCCUUUCCUGAGGCUCCACAACCUGUACAGCACGCCUCGCUGCUCCAGGCAGGCUGCCUUGCCCCGGAUGAGCCGCAGGGUAGUCAGCCAGCAUUCCUACCCACUCAACCGCUUCUCUUCUGUGCCCUUUGACCCCAUGGAGCGCCCCACCUCCCAGGCUGACCUGGAACUGGACUACAACCCUCCCCGGGUGCAGCUCAGCGACGAGAUGUUCGUCUUCCAGGACGGGCGGUGGGUGAAUGAGAACUGCCGUCUGCAGUCUCCUCACUUCUCCCCCUCCUCGUCCUUCCACCAUAAACUGCACCACAAGAGGCUGGCCAGGGAGCACCUGCUGCAGGAGGAGAACAAGACUCUCCGGGAUGAGAACCGGGCCCUGCGGGAUGAGAACAGGGCCCUCCGCAAGGAGAACAAGAUGCUGCAGGUCUUUUGGGAAGACCACAAGGUCACCCUGGGCCACGAGGAGAGUCAGUCCCCCUCGCCAUUGCUGCACAAGGACACAGCCUCCCAGGAAGUCGUGAAGAAAGACAACGCCACCUUGCCUGUCCAGCGGAGCAAGGAGAACACCUUACACCUCAUUCGAGAGGAGAACCGGGCCCUCCAGCAGUUGCUGGAGCAGAGGCAGGCCUACUGGGCCCAGGCAGAAGACGGUGGCACUUCCGCCGAGGAGGGUAAGCCCACCUCCUCACCCAAGGAGGAGCCCCAUAACCCUGGGCUUCUCCCAGAUCAGAGCCCAGGACUCUCCUCCCCGUUUGAGGAGCCCAAAGGGCCCCCCACAGCACAGGAGGACUCCAAGACACUGCGUGCCCUGAGGGAGAUGGUUAACAACUUGUCUGGGCCGUCUGGGGAAGACGAGGGUCAAGUCGGCCCCAACCUAGCUGACAGCGCUCAGCUUAUGCAGCUGCUGAGGGAGAUGAACCAGGCGCUGCAGGCCCUGCGGGAGGAGAACCGGUUGCUGCAGGAGGAGAACCGGGCGCUGCACGUCCUCCGUGACGUGCACCGCAUCUUCCAGGAGGAGAACAAGGCCCUGUGGGAAAACAACAAGCUAAAGCUGCAGCAGUGCAUGGUCAUCGACACGAUGACCGAGGUCACAGCCCGGAUGGAGAUGCUUGUGGAAGAGCUGUGUGCCUCCGCCUCAGCCAAGAACAACAAAGAUCCCAAGAAGCCCAGCAGGGUCUGAGGUCUUGGCAGCAGACAUAGACACCAAGAUCAAGCACGGUCCACGAGGCCAGAGAGAACCCUCUGCCUUCCUUUGUCUUCCUCACCUUCGCAGCCCCCCAGUGCAUGCCCGUAGACCAGCAGAGAAAGGACCAUCCUACACCCAGAGACACAAUAAAGGCAGAGGAGGCUGGGGCCAACCAA
Peromyscus eremicus (cactus mouse) is the source of this 1613-nucleotide messenger RNA. RefSeq names its product chibby family member 2 (gene Cby2). Lineage: Eukaryota; Metazoa; Chordata; Mammalia; Rodentia; Cricetidae. The transcript has 4 exons. The coding region runs from base 85 to 1431 and encodes 448 amino acids. The record is from RefSeq and is a predicted model, not a curated record.